AAUCUGGUAGAAAAAUCUGAAACGAAACGCGUUUGAGGCUUCAGACGGCGAGUGGCAGUCGUACAACAAAGACGUAGUAAUAUUAUCGUUAUCCACCUGAAAAGUAUCUGAAAAGUUGAUCAGACAACUUUUUCAAAAAAUCAACUACAACAACAAGCAAAAAAAAAGAAAUACACCCGCAAAACAGACAACGUAAAUUGAACUCCUUUUACUUUUUCGUAUCUGUACAAAAUAAAUUUCAAUUGCUAAAAGACACAUAGAUGACCGAGAAGGAUAACGUAUCCAUGGCUACCGUGCAAUUGAAGCCCGACUAUGCGGCUAGCGAGGUCUAUAGCACCGCCAGCGAACCGCCACCGCUGGGAUUUUUUAACUUUAAUCAUCAGGCUUACAAGCGCCAGGCGAAUUCGGUAAAAAUCGCUAAAAUCACCGCAUUCACCAUCAUUGUGUCCGCUUUUAUUCUGGGCUCGUUUAUCUUGGCCUCGUCGUAUCUGCAGGCCAAGGCCUCCUGUGAUCAGGUGCAGGCCCUCGAUUCGGUGCUGGAGAAGGAACUGAUGCUGGAAACAUUGCAGCAGGUGAACAAGGAACUACCGCGUGCUGAAGCUUUGCUGGCCAAAUCCGAUGGCGGUGAGGACUUGCAGAAUCUGGAUCAUGAUGAUACCGAUAAGAAGCACGAUCCAAAGGCCGAAGACAUUGAGCAGAGCGUGAAUGAGCAUGACAAUUCCUACUCGGAGAGCGAUGAGACCGAGGAGAUGCAAAAGUUCCCAGGCAAGAUGCCGCUCGAGCUGGACUUGAGCGAUCUGGCCGCCGCCAUUUUGCGCAAUAACAAGAAAUCCCGCAUGAACUGCGUGGUGGAGCGCAAGCAUGCCGAGGAGUUUGUCGAUUCCCCCGCCAAGACGGUCGCACUGCCAUUUGGCGUCAAUCUGACCACGGAUCCGAAGAAGGCGCGUAUUACCGGCGAGCGUAUUUCCAUUUUCUGCGAUGGCGGCGACGACAAGGAGGAGAGGGAGGAGAAGGAGGCGAAGCGUCUGCGUGAGCAGGAGGAGGAUGACUCCGAGGAGGACAAUGAGCCGAUGCGUCCCAUGUUCAUACCGUUCCAGCGUGUGCCGAUACCCUUCGGUCGCAUUCCCGACCAGAUGCCCCUGACACACAUGCCCCAGCGCAUGAUGCCGCCAGCGAUGCAACAGCAGCUGCCCUCCCAGGGAUCCAUCAUCAUCCGCCAGUUGCCGCCGCCGUUCCAGCAUCUGCCCAUGCGUCCUCCGAUGCCGCCACAGGUGAUGCAGGCGCCGCGCAUGGAGCAGCAGGAGCCACAGGAGCAGCGUCAGCAGAUGCCGCAGGUGCAGACCGUGAGGAUUCACAUGCAACAGUUGCCCUUCCGUCAGAUUCACAUGGCCGAUGAUGUGCCCAUGCAGAUUCCCGCCCAGCAGCAGCAGCAGCAGCAGGAGCGUGAGAUGUCCCUGCAACGUGGCAUGCCACAGCGUGAGAUGCCACAGAUUCAGAUCCAACACAUGCCCCUGGGCGUGGCACUGCAACGCGUGGGCAUCACCGCCGAUGAUCUGCGUAAUAUUCAGCGCAUGGCCGAGGAUCGUUUCACCGAUGAACUGCGUCGUCUGACCGCCGAGGAGGCCGGCGACUCCAAUGAGAACAACUCCAAUGCCAACUCCAGCGAGGAGGAGGAGCACUCCGAGACGCCCAUGUCCUCGGAUGAGCAGUCCACCGCCGCCACAGCUGGCCAAUCUGCAGCUCAAUCCCAGGCCGAGCAGCGGGAGCAGCGGGAGCAGUCACAGCAGCAGCGAGAGCGCGAACAGGAGUCCAGUGAUCAGCAGGAGGAGCAGACGCCACAGAUGCAGAUCCAGCGUUUGAUCCUGCAGCCGCUGCCGGAGCAGCCACGCGACACAAUGACCCCGCCCAUGCCCGAUCAGCCCGCCCAGGUGCCAUUCGGCCGCAUGAUCUUCGGACGCAGCCUGGCUCAACCCGUGCGCAUUCCCGUGCCCAUGAUGCAGCCGGCUGAGGGCGGUGUCGCCUCCGAGGAGUCGCAGCGACCACACUUUGUGCAGCCUCGUUCCGUUUAAGUAAGAACAACACCACGCCUGUGAUUGCUGCUUUGCGAAUCAGAAUCUGAAUCGAAACGAAUUGAAUCGAAUCGAAUUUCGUUGUUGUCAUUAUCGUAACCAUGUCGUCAUCCGUUGCUCGAUUCCGAAGAAAAACAUCUCAAAACUUUUUGUGUAGCAGCCCCCCAAAACGCCAAAAAUGAAACCGUCAAUCGAUAGAAAUUUUGAGUUUUGGCCCCCAUUCGACAAUCUCCCCCACACUCUAUGUAUCUCUGUAUGAUCCCUCCCACUGUAUAUCUCUAUUACCCCACUUAUCGUAUCUAUAUAUAUCUCUAUCUAUAUAUGUAUUUGUAUACUUAUUUUCGUAUGUAUUAUAUGUAUAUUGUACAAUAUAUCUGUGUGUAUAACAUUCCAAUCGGUCUCGUUAAAUUUGAUGUGAAAAUAUUAUUAUUAUAAAUUCAAUUCGAUUUUUGCCUGCAGUUUUGAUUUGAUUUGAUUUUUUUUUUGUUUUUCUAUUUUCGCCCUGGCCUAUUUCACAAAUAAAUCCGAUGAAAAUUUGUACAUAAAUUAUUGUAUUUUAUUUUUAAUACUUUUUAGUAGUUUUUUAGUAAGUUAAAAACAACAACAACAAAAACGUGAAACAAAACAAAACCAAACAAAUUGUACAUUUUUUAUAUACAUACAUUUUGAAGCGAAUAAAAUUGUGGAUAAUUGGAAAACAAAA
Molecule: messenger RNA, 2772 nt
Organism: Drosophila innubila
Lineage: Eukaryota; Metazoa; Arthropoda; Insecta; Diptera; Drosophilidae
Gene: Msr-110
Exons: 7
Coding region: 261-2069 (602 amino acids)
Source: RefSeq, a predicted model, not a curated record